AUGCUCGAAGAUGCCAACGAUCCCAAGCCAGACAUGGAUGGUGUCUAUAACGAUCCAGACGCCGAUCUAACCUUGAUCUCUUCGGACAACAUCGCUUUCAAAAUCUACACCUAUCAUCUGGGUACGAGCCCGGUCCUUGUGGACAUGGUGAAAUCACUUCCUUGUUCCGACUCCAUUAUCUCCUUCUCUGAUCCGCAGAUGGAAGAUUCGGAUGCAAUACGAUAUAUCCUCAACAUACUUCAUAAUCGACAUUCCCUUCUUGAUGUCGACCACCUGGGUAUCUUCCGAAAUACUAUCGCAUUCGUCAAGAAGUACGAAAUGUUACUGCUUGAACCUUAUCUCGCAUAUCAAUUACAACGAUACCUCGAUAAUAACGGUGGCAAGGCUCGAUACGUUUUCAUCUUGGCGGCAGAAUUGGACAACGUUUCUAUCGCUGCGGCCGCCAUCCAGAAAGGUGCGCAAGGUAUUUUCGUUCAGAACAAUGCGAAAAGCUUCCCCGACAAGUGGUUCACCCGAGAACAACUCAACGAGCGAGAACGAUUGAAACCUCACGUCAGAUGGGGAUUUGUUGACGGAUCAUGGAUGAUGGAUCCCGCAGCUUGGCCUUUAUGGGAAUUACGUCGAGUUCCAUUCGACUAUCUCUCCGCUUUGAUUCGUACCCACGCAAAGUUUCCCUUUGGUCAAGAUAAGUCAGACGAUCAAGAUGCCGCAGAAUACUUUAUUCGACUCAUGGACGACUUGAAAAUCUAG
Molecule: messenger RNA, 750 nt
Organism: Kwoniella mangroviensis CBS 8507
Lineage: Eukaryota; Fungi; Basidiomycota; Tremellomycetes; Tremellales; Cryptococcaceae
Exons: 2
Coding region: 1-750 (249 amino acids)
Source: RefSeq, a predicted model, not a curated record